Erpetoichthys calabaricus (reedfish) is the source of this 981-nucleotide messenger RNA. Its product is annotated as olfactory receptor 1468-like. Gene Ontology annotation, molecular function: G protein-coupled receptor activity; olfactory receptor activity. The record is from RefSeq and is a predicted model, not a curated record. Gene Ontology annotation, cellular component: membrane. Gene Ontology annotation, biological process: G protein-coupled receptor signaling pathway. NCBI's taxonomy places the organism in Eukaryota, Metazoa, Chordata, Cladistia, Polypteriformes, Polypteridae. The coding region runs from base 24 to 977 and encodes 317 amino acids. The transcript has a single exon.
GCUUAAAAGAAGAAAUAACAAAAAUGGAUAACAGCACUAUUCCUCUAUCAGAGUUCCUGCUGCACUGUGUGGUCGAAUCAGACAAGAGAAACCUGACAGUUUGCCUGCUUUUCUUUAUCUACUUUGUAUCGUUGUUUGGAAACCUCCUAGUAACUAUGGUCAUAAUCUUUAACCAUCAACUCCACACACCAAUGUACAUUUACAUCGCCACCCUAGCAGUGAUUGACUUGGCAAACAGUACCAAUCUGAUCCCAAAAAUGCUCAACGUUCUUAUGCAUGAUUCCUCUGCUGUGCCAUAUGGAUCCUGCCUGCUCCAAAUGUAUGUUGUUUUGUACUUGGAAGCCUUUGAAUCCCUUUUGUUAGCCCAAAUGGCUUUUGAUCGUUAUGUAGCUGUUGUUCACCCACUGAGAUAUCCGUCGAUCAUAACAAAAAGAAACGUACUUGCAGCUCUCUUAAUAUCAAACAUAGUAGGAGCCUUCGCCAAGUCACCUUUUAUAUUUCUGGCAAAUGAGCUUCCCUUCUGUCAUAGUAAUGUCCUGCCUUAUUGUUUCUGUGAUUAUGCUACAAUGGUCCAUGUUGCCUGUACUGAAAAUCCCAAGUAUUUAAUUAUUCUGUCUGGCAUUGUUACAUUUUGUGGUGUGUUUCCUUUACUUCUCAUUCUUUUUUCCUAUGCACGGAUUUCUUUGGCAGCCCUAAAAAUUUCCUCUGUUGAAGGAAAGAAGAAAGUCUUCAGCACCUGCCUCACCCACUUACUAGUGGUUGGUCUUUUUUAUUUCCCUCUUUUGGCAUCCUAUAUAUUACCAGGAACUGGAGUACAGCUGUCCACAGAAGCCUACAAUACGAUGGUCAUUGUGGGUAAUGUUGUCCCUCCUAUGUUGAAUCCUGUGAUCUACAGCUUCAGAAACAAGAAGAUUAAAAACAAUAUUGUGAAACUUCUUACCCUGAAAAGGAUAACGCCAGCAAACACCGAUCAUUAAAUAU